Messenger RNA from Leptidea sinapis, 4472 nucleotides. RefSeq names its product histone deacetylase 3-like (gene HDAC3). The transcript has 7 exons. Lineage: Eukaryota; Metazoa; Arthropoda; Insecta; Lepidoptera; Pieridae. Gene Ontology annotation, molecular function: histone deacetylase activity. The record is from RefSeq and is a predicted model, not a curated record. The coding region runs from base 328 to 1635 and encodes 435 amino acids.
UAGUUACCAGGUCAUAAAAUCCCAAAUAAAAAAAGCAGAACAAAGUCUCCUUGGAACAAAGCUAAUAAAAAUUAUUUAUCGAUCAAUAAGUGUUUAAUUUCUGUUUUGAAAGUUUAAGCUUAGCAUUACAAUAAAUAUUUUACCAAAAAAGCAGUUUUCUUCUCCAUAUAUUUGAAACUAAUCAAUAAUAUUUAUAAUGGACAUAAAGUCACGGAUUUCUGAAUAUGAUAUUGAUAAAUGAUAUUCAAUUGACAAGGCGUUUAGUAGUUAUUGCUAUUGUUUUGGGAAUUAUUUUGAUUUUAAAAGAAUACGUUUUUGUAUCCCACUAUGACGCAGCAAAGGGUGGCGUACUUUUAUAAUUCUGACGUUGGCAAUUUCCACUAUGGCCCUGGACAUCCUAUGAAGCCGCAUAGACUGUCGGUUACACAUAGUUUGGUUCUCAACUAUGGUCUUCAUAAAAAAAUGCAAAUAUAUCGUCCCUACAGAGCCAGUGCUCAUGAUAUGUGCCGCUUUCACAGUGAGGAUUAUAUAGAGUUCCUGCAGAAUGUAACUCCACAAAAUAUACAGAGUUAUUCAAAGGACUUACUUCAUUAUAAUGUAGGAGAUGAUUGUCCUGUGUUUGAAGGCCUGUUUGAUUUUUGUUCAAUGUACACUGGCGCUUCACUAGAGGGAGCAAUGAAACUAAAUAAUAAUGUAUGUGAUAUUGCAAUCAAUUGGUCGGGUGGAUUGCACCAUGCCAAGAAGUUUGAACCAUCAGGUUUUUGUUACGUGAAUGACAUUGUGAUUGCAAUUUUGGAGUUGCUUAAAUAUCAUCCAAGAGUGCUGUACAUCGACAUCGAUGUCCAUCAUGGUGAUGGAGUCCAAGAAGCUUUCUAUCUGACUGACAGAGUUAUGACUGUAAGCUUUCACAAAUAUGGCAGCUACUUUUUCCCUGGUACCGGUGACAUGUAUGAAAUUGGAGCUGAGAGUGGCAGAUAUUUUUCUGUCAAUGUGCCACUUAAAGAAGGCAUUGAUGACCAGAGCUAUGUACAGGUUUUCAAGCCGGUGAUAUCAAAUGUGAUGGAGUUCUACCGUCCUACGGCGAUAGUGCUGCAGUGUGGCGCCGAUUCCCUCGCUGGCGACAGACUCGGUUGCUUCUCCCUGUCAACGCGUGGACACGGGGAAUGCGUCAAGUUUGUCAAGAAUCUUAACGUACCGACACUUGUUGUUGGUGGCGGAGGUUACACACUCCGGAACGUAGCGAGGUGCUGGACCUAUGAGACAUCACUCCUGAUCGACGAGGACAUAUCUAACGAGUUGCCAUACACCGAGUAUUUGGAGUUCUUUGCCCCCGACUUCCAAUUGCAUCCAGAAGUCUCCACCUCUCAAAACGCGAACAGCAAGCAAUACCUUGAAGCGAUCACCAAGUAUGUUUAUGAUAAUCUCAAGAUGUUACAACAUUCACCCGCCGUACAAAUGACACAUGUUCCAGGUGAUUUCUUCCCAGAAGAAGAAAGGCUUAGAGAUGAACCUGACCCAGACAUUCGGAUAAGCCAAGAAGAAGCAGACAAAACUGUAGAUGCCAAGAACGAGUUCUAUGAUGACGAGAAAGAUAAUGACAAGGAGUCACUACCUGAAGUUAAGGAACAGCCAUAGCAUACAGCCGAGAUGGCUGACCCACUAGCCAUGUGACACGGAAAGCUUAAGAACUACAGGAAAUACUUGUGUGAAUAAAUUGAAAACGCGGGACUAAGUAUUGUAAAUACUUUCAGUGUAGUGAGAUUGCACAAUAUAAGACAUUUAAUAGUGUAAUUUUCUAUGUUACGACUAAGUAUAUAUACUAUACUAUAUAACAUUGAAAUAAAUUAGUUUUAAUGCAUUAGAUAUAAUUGAAAUUUAACAUUAGUUUUUUUAGGGAAAUUCACAUUAUUUCUUGAUGCACUCAGCAAUCAAGCAUGAGCAUUCACGAACUUGAUACCCUGAAUUUCGGGGUAAAAUCAAUAGGGCCUAUCACUUACAAUCAAGUGAACUCCUUGGCCGUCUUGUCAUGCCAUCAAAUUGGUUGCGCAACCAAUCGGACACCAGAUCUGUAACUUCUCUACAGAGCUAUAAAUUUUGUUAGUAUCGGCGAUAAUAAUAAUUAACUUUGGAGUUAUAUUUAUUCAUUUAUCUACACCCAUGCUUUCAAUCCUCUAUUAAAGAUUCUGAAACAGUUAGCUUAUUGCCAACAUUAAAAUACCCAAUGUUCUAAUAACCAUUACAUCACCCGAAAGAGUGUUGUAAUGUUCUACUGAAUUUUAUAACAACACUCCUAUGUUUUUUUUAUCCCUUCAUGCGCAAAGAGUUUCAACAUACAGCCACAUUCUUAUUACUCGAUGCGUGGUAUCUGUAUGAAUUUCAAAAAAAGAACAUUUUCGUUUACGCGCGCUCCACACUCCCAGAACGUAAAAAAAAGUAGGUUAUUCGAAUCCCCGCCAUUUUUCUUCGAUAUUUUUAUUGUUUUGUUUACAAAAAAUGAGCGAUUCAUUUUAAACGCUGCAAAAGAACAUUAUAUUCGAGUGAAUUUUAAUUAUUGCACUAUACUAAAUGUAAAUUACUACUAAAAUAAAUAAUUGUUUCAUUAAUACUUAGUUUAUUUGUAUAUAAUCAGUAAUGAACGAUAUUAGGUUACUACUAGGACUGGUGUUUUAAUGUUAGCAGUAAGCUAAAUGUUCCAGAAUCUUUUAGAGGAUUCAUAUUCUGGGUGUAGAUAAAGUCUUGUAUGCAACUGUUGAUAAUUAGGUAUUAAAACACUCAUGUGAUACUAUUAUCACACUCGGCUUCGCCUCGUGUGAUAAAUCCACAUUCGUGUUUUAAUACCCCUUAUUACACAACAGUUGCAUAAAUAACUAUUAGAGAAUUUAAUAUUAACAUGCGUAGUUUUCCAAUUACUGGGCAUAAUGCACUCAGUGCCGCACAAUGCCAGAUUGUGCUGAUGCUCAAUUGGAACAUGAAUUAGUUUUAAAAUGCACCAGCAGAGUGCGUGUGUACUAAGUUCAGUGUUGAAAAAAAAUAUUCAUAGAGUUAGCAAUCUAAUAAGAAAAUAAGAUGUUGUCUUCUUCAUUUUGAUAAAUAUAUUCAUUUCCACAAAAAAAUUAUGGAUCAAGCCAUUGCAAUGUUGACAAAAGUAUACUUCUGUUCAAUAAAUUUGUGUAUACUUUAGAAUUCUAAAAUGAAAUUGUUUUCACAUUUUAAAUGUGGUAUUUAAAAUUAAAUAUUCAAUGUUCACCUAUACUUUCAUUAGUUUUAGUUUUAUUUAUUUAGAGCAUUGGUAACAAGACCAUCAUUUCAAACCAAAAUACAAUAAACGAAGAAUAUUUUAAUCAUUUUUCGGUAAAUUUGUACCUUUAUCCGUAAGUACUUACCUUUUUUUUCAACACAGUCUGAAACAAGUUUUAUUAUUUCUAAAAAACUACGACGAAACGAAUGCUUUACUACCGAUAGAAAAUAAAAUUUGGAUCAAUGCCUACUUAUAGAAAAAACACACGUUAAUUUUCUGCCACUGAGUAUGUAUUCUACUCAUCACGCGAAAGUAGUAGGUACUUUUGAGAGUGCUCGAUGGUGCGAAGCAUUGCUGUAGUUGGAACACUCAACGUUGAACAUUAUGCCGCAUAAUGCACUCUAGCGCAGGAAAAUAGUCUAUUGGAAAACAGUAAUGGUUAAUGUUUUUUUGCUGUAACAUUUUAUAUUAACUGCACGGACGAGUAAAAAAAGAAGGAAUCCGCGCAGUGAUAUUAGCAAGUGAAGCACCGUUAUGCUAGUGUGUGUGCGGUUACGGGGGAUACUAGUUAUACAAGUUUUUCUCCCUUAAAUCAUUUAUGACCACAAAUACUUAUAUAGUAUCGUUUUUACACUUUUUCACAACGCACGACGGCAUUUUUAAAAUAUUUUAUUGAGACGCAAACUGAUCUGUCACAGACGAUGACAAUUCUCAUAAUGACCGCCUAUCGGCCUGUAGUAGUGUAAGUGUGUGCGUGGAGCUAUGUAUUUACACGUUAAUCAGCUUCUUUUGGUGCUACACUGUUAUGUAAGGUGACACGGAGUCCUUAUUUUUUUACUAGUCCGUGAUUAACUGUUAUAACUUGUACACACUAAGCGAUAGCAUAGCAGAUACGUUGCACGUGUCUUUGCGCUCUAAAAUAUUCGAGUUAUUCCCUUGCUGUUAUAUGUUAUAAGAUAUUUGAUAAGUUUUUGUUUUAAUGAAAUACUUUUAAAAUAAUUAGGGACAUGAUUGUACUUUUUUAAUUUUUAUUUGUCAUUUUUAAGUUUGGACGUUUUUUAUCGAUAUACAAAGAUAUUUUAAUAGAUGUUAAUGAUAGCGAUAUAAUAUCUGGAAUAGUAGAAAUCCAUGAAAUUACGAUUCAGUAUGAUGGUAAAAAAGAUGUUACUUUUUAACUAAAUAUAAUUAACUAAGUAAAUAAAUAAAUCUAAUACAAAAAAUACUAAUAACUAUU